This is a messenger RNA of Chara braunii, 3319 nucleotides long. NCBI's taxonomy places the organism in Eukaryota, Viridiplantae, Streptophyta, Charophyceae, Charales, Characeae. The record is from the annotation of a GenBank genome assembly.
UCUAAGUGGUGAGGAGGUGGAGGCUACUUACCUGUGCCUUCCGUAACCAUGGAUGAUUACCCAAUGUUCGCCAUGUUGACCCUGUACGUGAUAUGGGGUCCACUCCUCCGCUUCCUGUUUCCAUUGGUGUUCCACCGCACUUGCGGAAUGAGUGUUACCAUGCGGUCUGGUGGGUCCACGCAGCCAAACACAGCAGAGCAGCAAGCUGAAAUUGACAGAAAAUUGGCUGAGAAGAAGGAAGAGAAGGAAGAGGAGGAAGAAGGGGAAGGAGAAGGAUUAGAAAGGAGGAGGGCUAGACCAGAAAGAGAGGAGGUGGCAGAUAGCAGCCAUGCUGGUGAAUUAAGAUUACGACAAGUGGAAGACAUAGACUGGGUGGUGAAAUUUGGGUAUCAUACAGAGAUGCCAGAUGAGACAGGACAAGAAAAAGAUGCAUUCACCAUCAAGAUGGCAUCUGCAGCAGAUGAGGAGAAAGGAGGAGCACCCUUGACCAAUGGCAACUUCAUUCACCCACGCCUGGUGAAGGAAGCCCGCUUACCCACGACAGGGUCUCCGACUCCCAUCUCCGUUACCCAAGGGGAUGACAAGACCCAUCGCUUCUUCGAUCAGACGGUCACCAACCUCCCCUUCUUCCUCACUCUCGAGCCGACUGAUCGUUCCCCGGCGCCUCGUCGCCACCGCUCCUUUGCACAUUUCAAUGUGAUAGAGACGGGGUACGACUUCAUUCUCGGCACUCUGUUGUCUCGUCGGUUCCGCAGCACCGAGGCCGAUUGGGCGACCAACACUCUCAUUCUCAAAACGAAGUGUGGACAGACGUAUCGCGUACCUCUCAUAGGUACCACAGCGACACCACGCCCCGAUCCUCCUCCCCCGGAGCCUUCAGUGCCCACACCAUCUCCCUCUAUCCCCGAGGCCACCGAACUCAAGCGUCAGCUUGAGGAGCUCCUGGGGCUGGGUUUCAUUAAACCCAGCAACUCCCCGUGGGGUGCACCCGUCCUCUUUGCUCGCAAAGCGGACGCAACUCUCCGUUUGUGCAUCGACUAUCGCGGUCUCAACCGCUACACGGUUAAGAACAGCUACCCCAUGCCUCGUUCCGAUGAGUUGUUCGACCUCCUAGCAGGCAACCGCUUCUUUACGAAAAUUGAUCUUCGUAGCGGUUACCAUCAUAUCCGCGUCGCUGCAGCCGACCAGCCGAAGACAGCGUUCCGAUCGCGCUUCGGCCACUACGAGUUUACAGUGAUGUCAUUCGGCCUCACCAAUGCACCCGCUACCUUUAAGAGGGCGAUGAACGACAUCUUCAGGGACAUCCUGGAACAGUACGUUCUCGUCUACCUCGACGAUAUCCUGGUCUACAGUCGUACCCUUGAGGAGCACCUCAGACACCUCCGCGACGUCCUUGACCGCUUGCGCAGACAUGGCUUCUACGCCAAGCUGAGCAAGCGCCGCUUUGCCCAGCACAAAGUUGAUUUCUUAGGACACUACGUGUCUGACCAGGGUCUCCACAUGGACGACGCGAAGAUCACUGCUAUUGCGGAGUGGCCCGCCUCCACAUCCGCCAAGCAGCUUUGCAGCUUCCUAGGCCUGACCAGCUACUAUAGUAACUUCAUCCAGGGAUACGCUAGGUAUUCUUACGUCCUUACCUCCACCCUCCUCCGGAAGAACCCACCUUGGGCUUGGACACCCGUCCAUGAGGACGCCUUCCGCGCCCUCAAGAAGGCGGUGACAUGCGCACCGGUUCUUCACCUACCCGAUUUUAGUCGCCCUUUUAUCCUUACCACCGAUGCGUCAGACUUUGCUGUACGAGCAGUGCUUUCUCUGGUCUUCCCCUCCUCUCCUGAUUCCUCUCAUCCUCGUAUCCCUCGCUUCCCACCACCUACCCCUACCACUGCUUCCCGACUGACGCCUACUCGUCCAGCUACUGACGAGCUCUCUAUUGACUAUUCUCCUACCAUCGUCGAGGACGGCACUGUCGAGUCUCGCUCAGGUGAUUGUCCGAUAACCUUCUACUCCCGUCAGCUCCUGCCCGCCGAGAUAAACUACAUUGCUGAUAAACGUGAGGUUCUCGCAGUAGUUUAUGUCGCUUGGCACUGGCGGCACUACCUGCACGGGGCACCAUUCACGGUGUGCACGGACAACUCUGUUGUCCAGGCUUUUCUGACUAAGCCAAAGCUCACUCCUCGACAGGCUCGCUGGUGGCGCGACCUCUCCGAGUUUAGUUUCACCGCUGAGUACAUCAAGGGUGAGACUAAUCGGGUCGCAGAUGCCCUAUCCCGGCGCCCUGACCACGACCAGGAGCAGAUCCAGCUCUCUUCAAUCUCGGUCACCACCGUCCACCACUCGGUGAUCGACGAGUUUCGCACUCAGUACCGCCACUGCCCCGACUAUCRCGACAUCCACGCGACCCUUCGGAGUGGCAAAACCGUCCCGAACUACUCUCUCGGGGACAACAGUCUCGUGUACUGGCACGGUUCACAGGGCACCAGAGAGCCCCAUAUUUGCGUUCCCUCCAUUGGACAGCUACGUGUCCGAGCAGUAGCCGAGUUCCAUGACCAGGCAGUUGCCGGUCAUAUGGGCUUCCACAAGACGUUGGCUCGUGUGAGCCGCCUGUACGUCUGGCCGAAGCGCAAGGACUUUGUGAAGGACUACGUCGCAAAGUGUCCCACCUGUCAGGAGGUGAACAGUGCGAACCGCCUGCCUUAUGGUUUGCUCCAGCCUCUUCCUAUCCCUGAGGGUCGUUGGCAGUCCAUCUCGAUGGACUUUAUCAGUCCUCUUCGUCCUUCGACCCCUCGCGGUCAUGAUGCUAUCCUGGUCGUCGUCGACCGCUUCACGAAGCGUGCACGCUUUGUUCCGUGCCGCUAUGCCAUCAGUGCACGUGAGGUCGCCAACAUCGUGUUUGACCGAGUCGUGCGUGACCACGGCUUACCUCUGAGCAUCAUAUCUGACCGUGACCCGCGCUUUACCAACCGAUUCUGGCGACGGCUCCACGAGGUAUAUGGCACUCAGCUCCGCUUCUCCUCGCCUUACCAUCCUCAGAUUGAUGGUCAGACCGAGAUCACGAACAGGACUCUCGAAGAUAUUCUUCGAAAGAUUGUUCGUGACGACCAGCAGUGGGAUCUUCAUCUUGCCCACGCGGAGAUAGCCUACAACCACGCCGUCUCGCCAGCCAUGGGGAUGUCGCCUUACUAUUGCGGCCUCAACUACCACCCUCGUGUUCCCGCGGACUAUCUUUGACCGUCACAGAUGCACCCCGACACUGGUUGUCCCUCGUUGGAUGAUUGGGUUGCACACAUGACGUCGAUCAUGAAGACCGCACAUGAACGCA